CUUUCUUUCCUCUCUUCUCCCUUCCUCUUCUGACUCAUUUUCCCAUUCUCUCUUCCCACGCUCUCGUCUCGACUUGUGUCUUCACUAUCUUUACAAUGUCUUCUUCAGAUAAUAAAACCUAUGCAGUUAAUAUUCUCGGAGCAGGUGUCUCCGGUCUCUCCACAGGACUUGCCCUUCUUGAAAAAGGAAACUACAGCGUCAAGAUCAUUGCUACACAUCUACCUUCCGACCUCCAUAUCGAUUAUACAUCUCCUUGGGCUGGAGCACAUUGGAGAUCUUUUGCUGACAUUGCGGAUCUUGAGCAACAAGAGCUUGAAGAAGCCACGUACAAGAGAUUUGAGCAUCUAGCAGAAACCGAGCCCAAGGCCGGUAUCAUGUUUUUGACUGGACACGAUUAUUGGGAUGUCAAACCCAAAAACUUUGAAGAGCCAUGGUUCAGUCGUUUUCUUAAAAAUUAUCGACACAUUCCAAAGGAAGAACUUCCAUCUGGUGUUGAUUUUGGGACUACGUACACCACAGUCUCCAUUAAUACGCCCAAGUAUUUACGCUAUCUGCAAGACCAGAUCCUCGCUCGAGGUGGUAUCAUUGAGCAUGGCACUGUACAGAGUCUCAGAGCUCUAGCUCAGGUCCCACACAGCGAUAAACACCCCAAGGCCGAUAUUAUUGUUAAUUGUUCGGGCCUAGGAAGCCGUAACUUACAGGGCGUGAAUGAUCACCAAAUGUUCCCCACUCGUGGGCAAAUCUUAAUUGUCAAGGUCCCAGAUGAAAUUUGGCCGAAAGCAAAGCAAUUCACAAUGGAACGAUAUGCAGAAGGCAGUGCCUUUGGUGUUGGCACUGUCACCUAUGUUAUCCCCAGAGAUAAUGGUGAGAUUAUCUUGGGCGGCACAACGGAUCAUUGGGACUACCAAGAAGCUCCAUCAGAGAAAACAGCGAAAGCAAUCAUGCAACGCGUUCAGGACUGCAGACCUGAUCUGUUCUCCAAGGCAACGGUUUUACGAAACUGUGUUGGCCUCCGACCCAAUCGACGCGGUGGCGUCCGAGUCUCUGCAACGGCCGAGCAAUUGGACUGGAACGAAGGCUGGAACCCCUCUGUUCUUGUAGUAGCACACAAUUAUGGUCAUGCUGGAUUUGGAUACCAGGCCAGUAUUGGAUGCGCCAACAAAACGGCUAAGUGUAUUGAGCGUUCCCUAAAGAAUCUGCAGACCCUUAGAGAUGAAGCCAGGACUAUGGCAAAACUUUAA
Messenger RNA from Lobosporangium transversale, 1241 nucleotides. RefSeq lists its product as hypothetical. Gene Ontology annotation, molecular function: FAD binding; D-amino-acid oxidase activity. NCBI's taxonomy places the organism in Eukaryota, Fungi, Mortierellomycota, Mortierellomycetes, Mortierellales, Mortierellaceae. The record is from RefSeq and is a predicted model, not a curated record. The coding region runs from base 96 to 1241 and encodes 381 amino acids. The transcript has 6 exons.